Messenger RNA from Hevea brasiliensis (rubber tree), 3176 nucleotides. Its product is annotated as receptor-like protein EIX1. Lineage: Eukaryota; Viridiplantae; Streptophyta; Magnoliopsida; Malpighiales; Euphorbiaceae. The transcript has 2 exons. The record is from RefSeq and is a predicted model, not a curated record. Gene Ontology annotation, molecular function: protein binding. Bases 42 to 1496 code for a protein of 484 amino acids.
UAAAACUUGGCUAGAGUUUUUCUUCAUCACUUGUGUCCAUCAUGACAAGUUUAUUUUCUGAACUUGUUCUAUUUCUCUUUUGCAUCGGGUUGUCCUUCACAGUGACCAGUGAAUCCAGUUCAGGCGUCCAAGCAUUGAAUGUCCACUGCAGAGAAAGCGAGCAGAAAGCACUUCUCAUGCUCAAAGAUGGAUUUCACACUUCUUUGGAUCGUUUCUCUUCAUGGGUACCUGAAGAAGAUUGCUGCAAGUGGAAAGGUGUUGGUUGCAACAACGAAACAGGCAAUGUCAUCUCUCUUGAUCUCCACAGCCCAGAUUCUACUGAUCUCUUGCAAGGUGAGUUGAGAGAUUCUUUGCUUCACUUGCCAUAUCUAAGUCAUCUAGACUUGAGCCACAAUGAUUUCUACCAAACUGUAAUUCCUGAGUUCAUUGGUUCACUUCCAAAUUUAAAAUAUCUGAACUUGUCUCAUUCCAAUUUUAGAGGGACUAUUCCCCAUCAUCUUGGAAACUUGUCUAGUUUGCAGACUCUUGACUUGAGCAAUAAUCAAUCUUCUCUUAGGGCCAGCAGGCUUGAUUGGCUUUCGGGUCUCUCUUCACUGAAAGUCCUCGAUCUGAGUAGUGUAUAUCUUUUCGAUGUAGUUAACUGGCUAGACGCAGUCAAUAUGCUACCUUCUUUGGUAGAGCUGCGUUUAGUCUCUUGUCAACUUCGUAACCUUCCACAAUCUUUGCCAUCUUUGAAUUUUUCUUCUCUGGAAGUCCUUGACCUCUCCUACAAUGGCUUUUAUCAUUCUUUGAUUCCGAACUGGUUGGUUGAGGUUAGCCAUAGUCUUCGUCUUCUUAAUCUCACAACCUGCUGGUUGCAGGGCUCCAUUCCCCAUACCAUUGUGAAUUUUACAUCUCUAGUUGUACUUGAUUUCUCAUACAACAAUAUCACCGGUUCUAUUCCUCAUGGUUUUGGGAACAUGACAUCUCUUGCUGUUCUGGAUCUCUCAUUCAAUGAUCUUGAAGGUUCAUUACCAGCAACCUUAGGUCUGAUUCAGGAAUCGCACCACUUCAAAUAUUCACCCUUGCGAGAAAUCCGUCUUUCCAACAAUCUUUUGUUGAAUGGGUCUUUAGAAAGAAUCCUUCCUCAACUUUCAGAAUUAUUUGUCCUGGAUGUUGCUGGGAAUGAUUUGGAUGGUGUGAUCACUGAAGCUCAUUUACAGGAUUUCAGUAGAUUGCGGGUACUUGACUUGUCAUUCAAUUGGUUAAUUUUUAAUCUGAGCUCAAACUGGAUUCCUGAUUUUCAACUUGAGUACAUAAAUUUGGAAAAUUGCAAAAUGGGCCCACGAUUUCCCCAGUGGCUCCAAAACCAAAAGAAAAUUUUGAAACUUGAUAUGUCUAGGGCAGGAAUAUCAGACACUGUACCUGAUUGGUUUUGGGAUAUUUCUCCAUCGAUGGAGGAAUUGGAUCUUUCUUUCAACCAGCUUAGAGGGGAAUUACCUAAUUUAUCAUCAUGAACAAGCUGGUUGAGAGUGAUUUUAAGAGGAAAUGAAUUCGGGGGUCAUCUGCCUCAAUUCCCCCCAACAAUAGAAGUGAUAGAUUUAAAGGACAAUCAAUUUUCAGGACCAAUUUCUCCCAUAUGUGAUAUGAUGAAUGAAAGUAAUGCAUUACGUAUUCUCAAUUUGCCUGGGAAUUAUCUAUCAGGAAGCCUUCUAGAUUGUUGGAUACAUGGGCAAAAUUUGAUUUAUCUUAAUUUAAGAAGCAACCAAUUGUCUGGUCAAAUCCCUAAGUCAAUUGGCCAUCUAAUUAACCUCAACUGGUUAUUUUUGGAUUAUAAUAACUUGUCUGGUGAGAUACCUCAAUCCUUCCAGAAUUGCACAAGUUUGAUUUUUCUGGAUCUUGGGAACAACUCACUAUCUGGGAGCAUACCGACAUGGUUGGGGGAAAGUUUAGAGAAUCUGCGGGGGAUUUCGUUACAUCAUAAUGCUUUCAAAGGAAAUAUACCAUUGCAGCUUUGCCAAUUGAGAGACCUAUCUUUCUUGGACUUCUCUUUCAAUUCACUAUCAGGGCCUAUUCCACUAUGCAUCAAUAAUUUUUUUCCAAUGGCUGAGAAAGAAGCUGAAAUUGUUCAAGAAGCUUUUUCUAUAUAUCGGUAUGAUCGCCUAAAAAGCCGCAUGUGGAAAUUAGGAAUUAAUUAUUUCUUGGACAAGUCUAUGGAUCUUUCACAUAACAUGCUAAGUGGGGAGAUCCCAAGAGAAGUUACAACCUUAAUUGGAUUGACGCAUCUAAAUCUUUCCAACAAUUAUCUGAAGGGAGCUAUUCCUUGCGAUAUUGGAGUCAUGAAAUCCUUAAAUUCUCUAGAUUUAUCAAGCAACCAGCUUUCUGGCACCAUUCCUUCCGGCAUUUCUGAUGUAACUUAUCUUGAAGAGUUGAAUUUGUCAUAUAACAAUUUGUCUGGGAAAGUUCCCUCACCCAAUAAUUUUAGUGCACAUGCAUUUAUCGGAAAUCAUAAUUUAUGCGGUCCUCCACUUACAAAGAAUUGCUCUGCAAAUGAGUCACUGGAAAAAACAGAAUGCAACAGUGACAGGAAAUCAGAAGGCCAAAAUGAUGGAAUUCAAGAAAAGGAACAUAGGCAUGGAUUUGACCCUUUCAAGGAGAAGCCUUCGUUCUACAUCAGUGUGGCUAUUGGAUUUUUUACGGGGUUUUGGGGAUUUUGGGCUACUUUAGUCUUCUGUAAAUCAUGGAGGCAUGCCUACUUCUGUUUCUUGGGCAACAUGGGUGACAAAAUUUGUGUGUGCGUUGUAGUUACCACGGCUAGGCUGCGAAGGAAAUUUCAGAGGGAUCAAGUUGUUGAGUGAGAGUUCAAACUCCUAGAAAUUGUGUGCUUAAAAGGGACUUGAAGAUAUAUGUUUCCCAUGACUGCAAUCAGUUGGCUGAGAAAUAUAUAUAUUUCAGUGGAAGAAAUGCUAGUGGAAUAAAAGCUUGCUUCAAUCAUGUAACUUUGCCAGAUGAUAUCAGCUUCAGCUUCCUUGUUACCAUUCAGUUAGCUACUUAUGUGCUACUUGUUAAAUUGUUCUGUUUCACACUCUCUGUUACGGACAGAUCUUAUUCUGGUGUUUUGUUUGCUCUAUUUAUAGUCUAUUUAAAGCAGGCUUGUACUUGUGCUAAAUUGGGUAAAUGAAUUAUUUUUCUGGUUA